Messenger RNA from Zychaea mexicana, 1213 nucleotides. RefSeq lists its product as uncharacterized. The transcript is spliced from 7 exons. Lineage: Eukaryota; Fungi; Mucoromycota; Mucoromycetes; Mucorales; Lichtheimiaceae. The coding region runs from base 320 to 1126 and encodes 268 amino acids. The record is from RefSeq and is a predicted model, not a curated record.
UUUUGUUAUUCAGAUAUAAAGCGUCGUAUCCCCGCGAAAAUCAUGGACCGUUUUCCACCACAUCACACACCCACCGACCGAUUCAUAUAUCUUCUCUUUCUUUCCUUUCUCUCUCUCUCGCUCUCUUCCUCCUCUUUCAUUCUUUAUUCCCUUCUCACUACUACUACUACUUCUUACUUCUUCUUCACGACAAACACUGCAUAACGACCGAUUAACAUACGCUUCGUCCAUUUGCCCAGUUUUUUUUUCACCGGCGCGCCUCUCACUUAACCACCACAAACAAGCCAAACAAACGAUAAUUCGAGUAUUACGGGUUUAAAUGGAUAACGGAGCCAGUUCCCCGGAACUUCCACAGCAGGCUACGGGCCCUGACUCCUUGGAAAUCAUGUCCGAGCUGGUUUCAUUGGCGUGCUUGACAAUCAUGGCAUCGGCAUUAGGUGCAAAAACAAAACGUGAACGUCUCGUCAACUUGACGUACGGUCGAACAUUAGUUUUUCUUGUGUACAUACUAUCUUGGGCAUUCUCUGUAACGUCAAUGGUGUCUGUAUCCACGAAUAAUUUCAAUUACACUUCGUGUACUCUCGCAAUGAUGUCUUGCGAUGUGUUUUACGCGGGUAGUAAAAUUGUCAUGUAUGCAUGGCUAAUCGAACGUGUACAUCUCGUCACUGCCGUCAGAACAACUCGAUUAAAAUCAUGGCAGUACCGGUUUCAUAUUGUCCUUCUCCUGCCUUAUGUUGCCAUUUUUGUGCUCAUGCUGACUUUCCGUAACAUUUACCUGCUUGACACCGGCGAGUGCAUCAUUGGUUUGCAAUGGGUUGCCAGUAUCCCUCUCAUGUGUUACGACUUUGUUCUUAAUUUGUAUCUUACGUAUCUCUUCGUCAUACCACUUAUCAACGUCAGUCGUAGUACUACCUGCCGUUCUACUUGGAAAGAAACGCGCCUAUACAAAUUGACCAAGCGAACACUGAUCGCAUCUCUUGUGUGUCUCUUGGUGUCACUGGCUAACGUUCUAAGUGUUGUCAUUACUCGAGGACAUAUGCGCGGCUUGGUCUGUUUGACAUGUUGUACACUCGAUGUCACUAUCAACGUCGUAACCAUUCAUUGGACACAUACAAUUGAUGAUUAAGAUAAUAUAUUACAUGCAUUGUUAGGUCACUUCCACAAGCGCAAAAAUGUCUGCUCGUCAUACCGGAACACUCAACAGCGAUGAAGC